AUGGCCAGGCCAAAGCGCAACCUCCUCGCAACAGCGGAGGAGACAUCAACACCGCCAGCCACGCUCGCAGAAGGUCAAACACUAGCUCGAGUCACCAAGGCCACUGGCAACAACCUUUACUCCGUCGAGCUUCCCUCAGGACAGCCGGUGCUCGUCGAACUGCCCGCGCGCUUCCGCUCGACCAUCUGGAUCAAGCGUGGCAGCUACGUGCUCGUCGAUACCGGCGCACUCGCAGACCGAGAGAACAAGCUGGAUGGAGAGAUCAUCAACAUUGUGAGGGACGAGAAGGAGUGGAGGAAGCAGAGCUACUGGCCGGCGCAGUUCGCCAAGAAAUCUGCAUACGAGGACGACAGCGAGGACGAGUCUACUGUCGGCAAGAUGCCGCCUUCGGACUCGGACGAGGAGUCCUGA
Coniosporium apollinis CBS 100218 is the source of this 411-nucleotide messenger RNA. RefSeq lists its product as uncharacterized. The coding region runs from base 1 to 411 and encodes 136 amino acids. NCBI's taxonomy places the organism in Eukaryota, Fungi, Ascomycota, Dothideomycetes. The record is from RefSeq and is a predicted model, not a curated record. Gene Ontology annotation, molecular function: RNA binding; translation initiation factor activity. Gene Ontology annotation, cellular component: nucleus. Gene Ontology annotation, biological process: translational initiation. The transcript has a single exon.